CUGUUGUUGUUUGGCUAAAACUCCAGACCAUGUUGACCAGUCUUCUGCUUCUCAGUGCUGCCUUUGCUCUGGGAGAUGCAAAUUUAGUUCUAGAAGAAGACUUGUGUCCUUAUGGUUGGACCAAAUAUGGAUCAAGCUGCUUAAUGUUUGUCAAGACUACAAGGAGCUGGCCUGAAGCAGAGAGGCACUGUGUGUCCCUUGGUGAUCAACUGGUGUCUGUACCCAACGUUGUGAAGUACCUUGGCGCAAACCUGGCAUCUGUGCACAGCUCCGAGGAGGAUCGGUUUCUACAGGCGUUGGUCUUGGAGAAGACUGUUUGUUUCCCUCCUACCUGGAUUGGUGGAUUUUAUUCUGUUAAGGACAGGCAGUGGUUCUGGAGCGAUCGCUCCGACUUUGAUCACCAGAACUGGGCUAAAGGAAGGCCCGCUGCUGGUGCCAGAGAGACUUGUAUUCAUAUCAACUUUGGAGCUCAAAAGCGUUGGAACAAUGAAAUAUGUGGAAGGAGCUUGCCCUCGGUGUGCUCCCUGAGACUCCUGCCUCUUCGCCAGACUAUACAUUAAAAGCAGCAAUGCUA
Molecule: messenger RNA, 574 nt
Organism: Salvelinus sp. IW2-2015
Lineage: Eukaryota; Metazoa; Chordata; Actinopteri; Salmoniformes; Salmonidae
Source: RefSeq, a predicted model, not a curated record